GUAUCUCCGUGAGUGAAACUGUCUGAACAGGUUGUUGUUUGAAUUUCGUAAAGUGUGUAGUCAUAUCUGCGAAGGCAGUGUGUUGCAUGUGUGUUGUGUUUAUAGAAACGUUUUUGAGAAGUGACAUACUUCGUGGUGUUUCGACACGGCCUGCUUCCCGGACGAAGUCGUACCGAAAAUGUUCACUGUUUUCUUCGUCUGCAAAGAGUAAAUUACAUGGAAUAAUUAUUACCACUUCUGGGAAACUGCCAUUAUGUCAUCUGUGCUGUCCUUCUUGUGGCGCCACAAACGAAAAUUUCUGAUUGGAGGUGCCGUAAUUGGUAGUGCAGUAUUAGCAACCCGUUAUUGUGUACGUAGUAUUCUUAAUUUGCAGGAGGCCAAAGCAAGAGAGUUAAUAGAACAGUCAAAAAAGCGUCAGCACUUUGAAAAUACUGAGCGCACCUGCACUGAGACAAUCAGUUCCUUAAUUUCAUCAUUUCAUGAUUCUGUCGAUCGCAUUCUGGACAGUCAAGGAAUUGUCAACAAGCUUAAAACUUCCCCAGCCAAUAAAAUUGAGUUGUGGGAAGAACUUAAAAUUUUUGUCUUUGCUCGAGUAUGUCUUAUUGUAUAUGGCGCCGUAAUAUUAAAUAUUAUUUUACGCGUGCAAAUAAAUGUGAUUGGGGGAUAUUUGUACCGAAGUGCAACGAACAAACUUGAGUUUCCUUUGUCGGGGAGCCUGCAAGAAGAGUAUUUGUCAUUGUGCCGAAAUUUCUUAAACAAUGGAAUGGAAGAACUUGGUAACUUGAUAGUACAGAAAGUGAAGGAUGUAGUCGGCCCAGUAACUUUGGAUAAAAAAGUUGACGUUGAACAGAUACGGCGAUGGCUGUGGACUAUCCAGUCGGCUAUUGAGAUUGAGCGCAGUGAUCCAGUAUUAUGUCACCUUGGUUCAUCUUUAAAGACAACUCAGGAGGCAGAGGUUUUCCAAGAAAUGUUAAACGAUACAAUUGAUAUCAUAUCAAGUAGUGAUGUGCAUACACUGUCAUCAAAUCUAGUAUGGGAAGGAUUUCAAUAUAGUAUUGAAAGAAUCAGAGAAAGCUUUGAACCAGUGACUCAGACGCCUUUCGGUAACAAAGGUUUUCAACAAUUAUUUGUCACUAAGCCAAGGAUUGGGUUUUUUAAACCAAUGGCUAAUGCGCUCGCAAGUAUCAACAGUGUAACUCUAGCCCCAAGUUCCUCAGAUGCAUCUAACAGCUUCAUGCAUUUUCUCAUGAGUGAUGAGGGUCUGAAGAUUUUUGGAGCAAAUGUGUACGAAGCAUUCUGUGAGCCAUAAAUCUAUUUGCAUCUAAAGAUUAGAGUGAGGUUUACAAACUUAAGAAAAAAAGUGUUGUAGAUGCUGGACUACAUAGAAUCAGAGAAAACAUUGACUGAGACAUUUUUCGGUGACAAGGAGUAUCCAACACUCGUUACUUGCUAAAGCAAGUGUUGCUGCAUUUCAAAACCUAUGGCUAAAGUGCUGGCAAGUGUGAAUGGAGUAACUGUUAUGUCAAGUUCAUCAAAUGUGGAUGAAGCAUUCUGUGAGCCCCACACACAUUUUUCAUCUAGUCUUAUGUGAGAAUAUAAACUAGUGUGAGGUUUAUAGACUUCAGAAGAAAGUGUUAUAGAUGGGGAAGUACAUAAAAGGUUAGCGAAGAUUUAAAAAAAAAAUCAAAUAUGUACUUGCUUUAAACAUAUGAAUAAGAUAGCUAUUAAGUGUCUUGUGACAAAACAUGAAGUUCCUUGGGAAUGUAACAGCUCUAUGUAUGUGUCGUGAGGGUUGUGCAUGUGAGUUGCUGUAUAUGGGAUAUUUUAGGUCCUCUCUUAUGAGGUAGCUGUGAUAAAUGAAGACAAUUUUUUUGUUCUGUGUGUGGAUUGAUGUUAUCCUGGUCAAUAGCUACAAUGAGCACAGUGAGCCUAUUUUUAUUAAGGGAAGAAUUUGUUUGUGAGUGGAGAAAUUUGGAAGACAUGUAGGCUAGUGUACUUGUUUUUAUCUAAAUGUUAUUUACUUUGUAUGGAAAGUAAAGAUGGUCAAA
Molecule: messenger RNA, 2048 nt
Organism: Schistocerca nitens (vagrant locust)
Lineage: Eukaryota; Metazoa; Arthropoda; Insecta; Orthoptera; Acrididae
Gene: Pex3
Product: peroxisomal biogenesis factor 3
Exons: 2
Coding region: 254-1309 (351 amino acids)
Biological process (GO): protein import into peroxisome membrane
Cellular component (GO): peroxisomal membrane
Molecular function (GO): protein-macromolecule adaptor activity
Source: RefSeq, a predicted model, not a curated record